GCCCCCGGACUGGGCGGUCCGGCCGGCUCCCACCCCAGGAGGAGGAGCCAGGCCGCCCCGAGCUGCCCCGAGCAGCCCCUACCCUGGUGCAGGCGCGGCUCCCCGCCAGUCGGGAAGCCACAGGAGGAGGAAUUUAAGGAAGAAUCCCGGCCGCUGCCAUUCUCAGCGCUCGACGCCGCCACAUGCUUGCCCUCCGAAGGACCCUGACUAGGGCUCUGGCUGCUCGGACACUGGCUCCUCAGGUGUGUUCAUCUUUUGCUACGGACCCCAGACAAUACGAUGGAACAAUCUAUGAACUUCGUAAUUAUCACCUUAAACCUUCAAAGAUGAAUGAGUUUCUUGAAAAUGCUAAGGAAAACAUACAUUUUUGGACAGCUCACUCUGAAUUGGUUGGAUUCUGGACUGUGGAAUUUAGCAGCUGGAUGAGUAAAGUGUUUCAUAUUUGGAAGUAUGAUAAUUUUGCCCAUCUAGCUGAAGUUCAGAAAGCCUUGGCCAAAGACAAGGAAUGGCAAGAACAAUUUCUCAUUCCAAACUUGGCUCUUGUUGAUAAAGAAGGGACUGAAAUUACUUACCUGGUGCCAUGGUGCAAAUUAGAAAAACCUCCAAAAGAAGGAGUCUAUGAGCUGGUUACUUUUCAGAGGAAACCAGGUGGGCCCGCUCUGUGGGGUGAUGCAUUUAAAAGGGCAAUUAAUGCCCAUGUGGAUCUACGCUACUCAAAACUAGUUGGAGUUUUCCACACAGAAUAUGGAGCUCAACAGAGCUCACAUGCUGUGGUGGAACGAGAGUGCAGACAGCCGAGCAGCUGGCAGACAGCAGACUCAUGAGGAUCCCAGAGUAGUGGCAGCAGAUGUUGGACACUGCCGAGACACCUGAACCGCCCAUUGACCAUAAUUGCCAUCCUCGUGCAAAGAGCUUC
Molecule: messenger RNA, 916 nt
Organism: Hippopotamus amphibius kiboko
Lineage: Eukaryota; Metazoa; Chordata; Mammalia; Artiodactyla; Hippopotamidae
Product: protein NipSnap homolog 3A-like
Exons: 6
Coding region: 183-824 (213 amino acids)
Cellular component (GO): mitochondrion
Source: RefSeq, a predicted model, not a curated record